Molecule: messenger RNA, 360 nt
Organism: Jaculus jaculus (lesser Egyptian jerboa)
Lineage: Eukaryota; Metazoa; Chordata; Mammalia; Rodentia; Dipodidae
Product: putative 60S ribosomal protein L32'
Exons: 1
Coding region: 1-360 (119 amino acids)
Biological process (GO): translation
Cellular component (GO): ribosome; cytosolic large ribosomal subunit
Molecular function (GO): structural constituent of ribosome
Source: RefSeq, a predicted model, not a curated record
AUGGCUGCCCUCAGACUUCUGGUGAAGUCCAAUGUUGUCAAAAAGAAGACCAAGAAGUUCAUUUGGCACCACUCAGACCAAUAUGUCAAAAUUAAGCGCAGCUGGUGGAAAUCCAUGGGUAUUGACCACAGCGUGCCGAGAAGAUUCAAAGGCCAAAUUCUGAUGCCCAACACCGGUUAUGGGAGCAACAAGAAAACAAAGCACACGCUGCUCGGUGGCUCUCGGAAAUUCCUGGUCCACAGCAUCAAGGAGCCAGAAGUGUUCCCGAUGCGCAGCAAAUCUUCCCGUGCCGAGACCACUCACAAGGUUUCUUCAAAGAACUGCAAAGCCAUCGUGGAAAGAGCAGCCCGUGGCCAUUAG